AUGUAUGUCUGGCUGACCGGCUGCACCGAGAACGACGCCAAAGAUUGUUCUGUAGCUCCUCACGAUGGGGUGCUGCUGAAAGCUGCAUUCAUUUGUGGGCGUGGAACAACGAAACAACAGUGCAGGAUCGGAACUGUGACAGAGUUUCUGCACUUGGGCUGUUGCCGUGGGAACAGCACAUCCGCAAGCUUCAGAGCUCAUCGGAUUACCACAGACCUGACCGUGAACAUCGUUGACACCCACCUGAGGGAGACGCUGCCUAAGAUCUCAAGGCUGCUUUGUCGUGGUCUUUCUGGUCCUGCUCCAGAACGCCUUCAUCAACUACGUCUUCUUUUGAAGAGGCCCUCAGAUGCUGCAAUCUCUGACCUUAAGGAGGAAUUGCUGCUUUCACUCUGUAACGAGACGGCGGUUAUUUUAAAGACCCAGCUCCUGUUGGCUUUGAAAGAAAGUUUAAUACCCAUCAAAACAGAACUACAGACAGUUAAAUCUAAGCUGUCGGUCAGUAUUUCAAACAUCAAGUCCAACCCGGCUGCCAUAAAGCACGCUGUGGGUGAAACGGAAACUUCACUCUCCACAUCACCAACAACAUCAUCACACUCCAAAGCAGAGCAGCUGUCUGCUGAACUUUUAAAAGUGGACUAUAAAUGUGAAGAAUGUGAGCAGCAGCAGACUGUGAGCAGCGGAACAGAUGUGAUCAGAAAGAAGUCAUCUUCUUUUUUCUUUUCUUUCUGGUUGACUUGAUGCUGUCAGAUGCAGAUUUGCAACUGUCGCCUUUUGGCUUGCUCUGGGGGUCAGGCAUAUGGGUUCUGUAAAGCGUCUCGAGACAAUUUCACUGUAAUUGGCGCUAUAUAAAUAAAACUGAAUUGAAUUGAA
This is a messenger RNA of Amphiprion ocellaris (clown anemonefish), 873 nucleotides long. RefSeq lists its product as uncharacterized. The record is from RefSeq and is a predicted model, not a curated record. The transcript is spliced from 4 exons. NCBI's taxonomy places the organism in Eukaryota, Metazoa, Chordata, Actinopteri, Pomacentridae. The coding region runs from base 1 to 741 and encodes 246 amino acids.